Molecule: messenger RNA, 4202 nt
Organism: Cuscuta epithymum
Lineage: Eukaryota; Viridiplantae; Streptophyta; Magnoliopsida; Solanales; Convolvulaceae
Source: the annotation of a GenBank genome assembly
CGUCAGCAGCCUCUGCGCUUGGAGGUUGAAAUCCGAGUAUGAUGCCAGGAGGCUCCAGAAAGCGCACACGCGGCGGCGGAGGCUCCAAAAAGCGCGCCCGAUGUAGUGGCGGUAGCCAAGACGGAGGCGUUAGCAAGCGCCAAAUCAAAUCCAACUUCCAACAGCCGACUAUUCGCAGGUCUUCAGCUGCCCUAGGCGGACGCUUACUCGGCACUGGGGUAACUGACCUCCGAAACCGCAGUACCGCCGCUGCUUCCACGGCUCCAGCACCUUCCAGUGUGGCAGAUGAGACUUUUAACCUUGUUAACGGGAACUCUCUGCACUUCGCGACAAUAAUUCGAUUGUCGCCAGACCUAGUGGAUGAGAUCAAGCGGGCGGAGGCUCAUGGCGCUACAACGCAGAUCAAGUUUGGCUCAAAAGCAAAUAACUCAGCUGGAAAUGUUAUAAGUGUUGGUGGUAAAGACUUCAGAUUCACAUGGUCACGAGACAGCGGAGACCUCUGUGAUAUUUAUGAAGAACGCCAAAGUGAAGAGGAUGGAAUUGGAUUGCUAGUAGAAUCGGGUAGUGCUUGGAGAAAGGUAAAUGUACAGCGUGUUUUGGAUGAAUCAACUAAAAACCAUGUUAAAAUGCGAUCUGAGGAAGCCGAACGCAAGUCCAAAUCACGCAAAACCAUUGUUUUAGAUUCUCGAAAUACAUCUACAAAGAGUGAAAUGAAGGCUGCAGCUGCUGAAGAAGGUACUCCAUGUAAAAUGGCUUUCAAGCAACCACCUCAGAGAAAGAGAAAAGUGGAGCCACUUUCAGUUACUCCAUCAAAUGGACCUUCAACUUCAUCUGGACCCAAGAAUAGCACAAGUUCCAAAGUUUCUGAUCUGCGGUGCAUGUUGUUAACUUUACUCAUGGACAAUCAAUCAAAUGGAAUGACCCUCAAGGCAUUGGAUAAAUCUGUUCAAGAGGCCUUUCCAAAUUCAACAAGGGAAAUCGAGACCUUGCUCAAAAGGGUUGCAAUCUUUCGGGCUCCAGGGAGAUAUUUUCUUAAACCGGGAAUGGAGAGAGAAGCUCUCAAGAAAUAUACAGCUGGAAGUGGAAGUUCUCCAGAGAAUAAAGAUAACGCACCAUCUACCCAUAAUAUGCAUGAAAUUCUUGUUCAAGAAACUAGUUUGUCAAUAAGGACUGAUACUAAAGCAUCGGAAGGGAAGUUACAGUUGAGUUCUAAACUUGAAGGCGCACCAACCUCUUGGGUUAGACCAUCACCUGACUGCUUUGUUGAGCAAAAAGCUUCUGACCAGAUUGAAGAUCCAACAGGUGUCUCUAGUGACAGUGAAAGUGCAAGUGACAAAAGCAGAAGUAGAAGCCCUGUGGAAUGUGAAAGUGACCUGUCCUCUAACAGUAAGUCAUCAAAUGGCGAUUUAGAUAUCAUGGGAAGUGAUAGUGACAGGGGGGGACAGAAAGUUUCUGAAAAUGGGUUACUGAAAUUUCCCAUUUCAUUGACAUCUCAAGAUGCCAAACCCUCCCAAUUCCGGAUCGGUGAAAAAGAAUAUACGCGUGUUUCAGACAUCUUGGAGAUCGAGAAAGACUUACCAGAUGUGGAAAUGACUGAUGUUAAUACUGAUUCACGUCUUAUAGAGAAUCAGCUUGUUACUGAAGGAGUUGUUAACGGAAAGCAGGACGAUAAACCUGCCGCUACUAAGAGCAGAAAAACUGGAAACAUGCAUAAAAAACAGGUUUCUUUUAGUAUGGACCCACUUUUUGCCAAGGACGUUGUUCAGGACAAGUACCAAACACAUGUUGAUUCACCACCUUUUUAUCAGCAAUGUUCUGCAGUUGAUCACAGUGUAGUGGAAUACCAUAGUAAUAAAGCUGUUGAAGUGAAUGGCGAAGAGCGAUAUAAUAUGAAAGGAGGGAGCCUAGUCAUCUUCAAUGGAGAAAGUAAUAAUGGAAAAGUCUGUACUGGUGCAGCCCACGGUGACAGAAGUAAUAUUGCUUUCCAGGAGAAAAGAAAUUCUUCUGCUGAUGAGAUCAGCUCUUCAUACUUAAAGUAUGAAAAGAAGGAGCCUGAGUUGAGGGUACCAAUAAAGUGUUUCAUCGAGUAUAAAGAAUAUGUUGAGGAGUAUCAUGAGAAGUAUGACAAGUAUUGCUCGUUGAGUAAAAACUUGAAGUCCUAUUGGUUUGAGUUUUGUGAAAUUGGUAAGGACCUAAACGCCUGGAAAGGAAAAGACAUGGAGAAAUACUAUGAAAUUUUGGCACGCUUGAAGGAUUCAUAUUGCCAACAUGCACCUACGCAUAAACGACUAAAGAAAAUAUUCAUUGUGCUUCAUGAAGAACUGAAGCAUUUAAAACAGAUGAUCAAUGACUUCGUUGCCUCAAAUGGUAGCAAUGAAUAACAGAUUGUCCCCUAGUUCCUCCUCGUGUAAAUUUCGGUUGUUUUAUUGGACAAGUUGUGUACAUUUCCCAAACAGGUUUUACAUAUCACGCUAGACAUUAAGCUACAUGAUGUAAACAUUUUUUUCUCUAUUAAUAUUACUUACUAAUUAUCGUUAUUAUAUUGGGAAAUGUCAUCUUAGUACUGCUCGAUGCCUAUUUAUAAAAUUAAAUACAAUUUUUUAAAAUUGAGUCUACCUGCUUUACUUUUUUAAAAUUAAAUACAAUUUUUUCUAAUUUAUUUAUGAACUAUUCGGAUACUUUUUGGCAUGUUAGUCCUUUCAGGGUUAAGUUAGUCCUUCUUAGGGUUUAGCUUUUAAUAUAUUUAGGGUUAAUGUUUUAGUAGUGGUGACGGAAGUGCCGAUACGGGUGACAACAGCAGUGGCGGUAGUAAUUUGAGUGGCGUCAGUCUAGUGUUUUAGCACACUAGUGGAUUCAUCUACUAUAGUAGAAAAAUUUGCAAAUUUAUUAUCUUGUAAAUCUAAUUUGGUAUUAUUGCAUGUGUAAAAUAUGUAUCUAGCGAUCUUCUAGAGAUGGCCAUGGUUGAGCCUGGUGAGUCAGCGUUUUUUUGUUUUACAUGUACUUUCAAUCAAAUCGCAUUUUUCUAUUAUUAGGAAUUAAGGAUAUAACAAGCUUUUAUCAGACAAGCAGUAAAUGUUGUACUACGUAUGAAAGAAUACAUUAAUGUUUGUUCCUCAUUUCAUGCUUGUUUGAUUACCAAGAGCUAGCCAUGGAUCCGGUUUAGGAAUCAGGAUGUUUUUACUUGGACUGUAAUUCGUCCCAGACCAGUUCAGACCAUAACAGACCAGACUUGGAUAGUUAUUAAAAUACAAAGAGACCAGACAUUACCAGUCCAGACCAGACCAGCAAAUCAUAGUCCAAGUAAAAACAUCCUCAGCCAAUUAUGUACCUGUGAACCUGAACCAUCCCUCGGGGUGGAAUCGGGAUCGGGUUGGAGGGAUGUAUGGGAAUGGUUCUGGUUAUGACAUAUGAGGAGAGAAUUAGUCGGUGUGGUUCCAUUUCUAUAUGUGCAGUUCGUAUCAUGGCUCUUAUGGUAAGACAGGACUGGUUAAAAUCGAUGUAGAGGGUGUCAUUGUUUUAGGAGCUUGUUUUGCGGCAGCGUCGUCGUUGGUUGCAGCGCUUCAGUUUGUGGUGUCCUCUUUGUGUUUUAGACUUUGAAGAAUGCCUCAUCUCCUUAUACACUAGGUGGAUCUUCAGGUGGAAGUGAUUUUGACCUAAAAGGUACUAUAAGUGAGAAUGAGGUCCAUUUUCGAGCACAUUAUUAUUUGCUAGCCACAAGAUUUUUACAAGCUCGUGCAUUUUUUUGUCUUCAAUAUGUUGACCUGCAGAUCAUGCAGUUUUGUCAGAGCUUUAUGAAUGAAUUAAAGACUCCUUAUCCUUUUCAAGAAUUUUGAAUGAGUUUUUACGGAAUGUUGCCCUGGUUAUUUGUUUCUUAUUUAUUAUGUAGGGCUUUCUCACGGAAGAAAUGGGUGUUGGAAAAAGCAAAAUGGGCUUUCUAUAUGGUCAAUAUCAUAAGCUGGCAUUGCCGAUAACAGGUUAAAAAAUGCUUUAUUUGCUGCAAUUGUAAUUUGAUGUAAUUCUUGUUACAAAUGCUUUAUUUGCUGCAAUUGUAAUUUGAUGUAAUUCUUGUUACAUACUCCGUAAUACGUAGCAUGUUGUAUAUGUAUAUCCAAGGGUAAUUACAUUUAAUUCCCCUGACGACGACAACAACAAAUUAUAAAAUUUUCCUUCAAAUUUAUAUACAUUACAGACCCUUUCAGCAG